AUGGCCAUUGACGAUACAGCAUUCGAAGGGACCGAUAUUACCAAGGGAUUCAACGCAGUAGCUAUAGGCGCCUUUGGACCUGGUUUUAUCUCCACCCACGACCCGGAGAGGGUCAUUGGCUUUGGUGUUUUCAAGCCUCACUAUUCUCAAGCAAACGUGCAUAAGCCAAAUCUGCGUGAGCGUGGGUUUCGUUUCCUCACGGUGCCUGGGUCGGGGGAAGAAGUGGCAGUGUCUCAUAAGCUGUGUCUUGACCAGCUGUUUAAGUCAUCUGGGUUGCAGCAUCGCGGGGAGUUACUACCUGGGGAAAUGUUCAAGCUUAGACUGAGCCCAGGCCGGUUGCAGCCCCAAUGGUGGUGUUUGGGGGAUUUGGAAGGCGAUUUGAAGGGGAGGAAUCUGCAUGCGUGGGCAAAGGGGGGAAGUUAUCUGAGUUAUUAUGAGGUACCACCAAGUAAGGAGGAGAUCGAGGAGGGUGGCUAUGUGUUGGGGGAAGAUGCUGAUAGGAUUAAGAUUGAAGAUCAUGCAGGGUGGAUUGAAGUUGAAAUGGGUUAG
Molecule: messenger RNA, 549 nt
Organism: Aspergillus chevalieri
Lineage: Eukaryota; Fungi; Ascomycota; Eurotiomycetes; Eurotiales; Aspergillaceae
Exons: 1
Coding region: 1-549 (182 amino acids)
Source: RefSeq, a predicted model, not a curated record